UCAUCAUAUAGGAAGUAGGAUUAGGGUUUCUGCAUCUGAACAACUCUGCUUCUUCGCCUCUUCUCACCGCUGCAUUCUCUUCAGCGCUCUCAAUCAUGGCGGAACAGACCGAGAAGGCAUUUCUGAAGCAACCCAAAGUGUUUUUAUGCUCGAAGAAAUCUGCGAAGGGGAAGAGGCCUGGGAAGGGUGGAAACCGGUUCUGGAAGAGCAUUGGCUUAGGGUUUAAGACACCCCGAGACGCUAUUGAAGGUACUUAUAUUGAUAAGAAAUGCCCCUUCACUGGCACUGUUUCUAUUAGGGGCCGCAUCUUAGCUGGCACUUGCCAUAGUGCCAAGAUGAUGAGGACCAUAAUUGUUCGAAGGAACUACCUUCACUAUGUGAAGAAAUACCAAAGAUAUGAGAAGAGGCACUCAAACAUUCCUGCUCACACAUCGCCAUGCUUCCGUGUGAAGGAAGGAGAUCAUGUUAUUAUUGGCCAGUGCAGGCCACUAUCAAAGACAGUAAGGUUCAACGUUUUGAAAGUGAUUCCUGCUGGAUCUUCUGGUGGAGGUGGGAAGAAGGCUUUUACUGCAAUGUGAAGUUUGGCUUCUAGUUGUCAGUGUCAAGGUUAAACAUCAUGGAGCUUGAGAGGGUUGGUUAUAUGAGAGUAGACCUUUGCAAUCUUGAACAGCUUCAAGAUUGAAAUGUUUUGAUGGAUUCUUUUUCUUUUUUCCUUAAAUUAAAUGUUGGAGUUUUUGAAGAUGCCCAAUGGCAUAUGGAUUACAAAUAGGAUGAAGAUCUAUAUUUUUUUGGAUUCCACAGAAUUUGUUGCCUCAUUUGUCAA
Vitis riparia (riverbank grape) is the source of this 823-nucleotide messenger RNA. Its product is annotated as 40S ribosomal protein S11. Bases 96 to 578 code for a protein of 160 amino acids. Gene Ontology annotation, biological process: translation. The record is from RefSeq and is a predicted model, not a curated record. Gene Ontology annotation, molecular function: structural constituent of ribosome. Lineage: Eukaryota; Viridiplantae; Streptophyta; Magnoliopsida; Vitales; Vitaceae. Gene Ontology annotation, cellular component: cytosolic small ribosomal subunit; ribosome. The transcript is spliced from 6 exons.